AUGCCAGUUUUGAUGUCCGAAAUGGACCCCAGAAAUCAAGGUGAAUCUACUUUUGAAGUCGUCCGCGAAAGCGCCGGCAGGUCUGCGACUGUUUCUGUCGCCUUGCCAUCAUCGAUACUAUCAAAUGCUCAAUCUCCUGAGCUCAGGAUGUACUUGGCUGGCCAAGUAGCCCGUUGCAUGGCCAUUUAUUGCGUUGACGAAGUCAUCAUCUUCAAAGAGCAAGGCGACGGACAAGCCACGGGCGACCGGCAGGAUUCCCGACGAAGAAAUCACGAGCAUACCCAGUUGGAUAACACCGACUUCUUCAAGCUCAUAUUGGAUUACCUUGAAACUCCGCAAUAUCUGAGAAAACACUUGUUCCCUGUCUCAUCUGAGUUACGCCUCGUUGGUCUUUUAAAUCCUCUAGCACUGCCUAGUCAUGUUGCUCGAAACGAACCCUGCCGAUGGCGAGAGGGAAUUGCUGUGGGGCGCGGCAACUACCCAAGAAACCAGCACCGCAAAGCACCCAGCUAUGGCAACGUCUCUAUGAAUACAAACUUGGGGCCGCCGACAAAGUUUAUAGAUGUCGGGCUAGACAAAUUAGUAGAAAUCGACUGCACUGUCCCUAUUGGGGACAGGGCCACCGUCGACAUGGAACCAUCCGGUCCAGAUUACGGCUCGUGUCCUGGGAAAUAUCUAUUUGGGCGACUAGUAGAUCAUGACUGCCCAAAAAAGACGGAAGGCACAUAUUGGGGCUAUCGUACCAGAAUCGCAGAGUCACUCUCCGACGUGUUUCGCGAUAGUGCCGUCUCACUGACUGGAUACGAUCUAACUCUCGGGACCUCGGAACGAGGCACACCAAUAUCCCCGCAUUCAGACCAGUCAGACCUCUGUCUUCCGGAGUUCAAGCACUUACUUAUUGUAUUCGGCGGCGUGAAUGGUCUCGAGAAGAGCGUCAUUGGAGAUGAGGGUUUAGCCUCUCUUGGCAUUUCGCCCUCCCUAGUCCAAAACGAGAACCAUCACAGUGUUGGUGAUUUGUUCGACUUCUACGUUAAUACAUGCCCCAACCAAGGGUCUCGGACCAUUCGAACAGAAGAAGCCCUUCUGAUCUCCUUGGCAGCAUUACAACCACUACUAAAUCCCCAAAAAGCACAAUGA
Chondrus crispus (carragheen) is the source of this 1137-nucleotide messenger RNA. RefSeq lists its product as hypothetical. The coding region runs from base 1 to 1137 and encodes 378 amino acids. The transcript has a single exon. Lineage: Eukaryota; Rhodophyta; Florideophyceae; Gigartinales; Gigartinaceae. The record is from RefSeq and is a predicted model, not a curated record.